Messenger RNA from Adineta ricciae, 2586 nucleotides. NCBI's taxonomy places the organism in Eukaryota, Metazoa, Rotifera, Eurotatoria, Adinetida, Adinetidae. The record is from the annotation of a GenBank genome assembly.
AUGGUCGCGUUAAAACCGUUGUUGCUAGGCAUAGCCACCUUUUUUGGAUUUGCCGCAGUGGUAGUGGUCCUAGGCCUCAUUCCUGUAUAUACAAAAAGUAAUGCUACCUCUACUACAGCCGCAACUACAACAAGUACAACCACUUCCGUGACCACUGUCACAACAACAACUACCUCAAUUACUACCACAACGUCGACUAAUGCAACGUCCUCACUAGUGAACACGACAGCUGCCACCACCGCCACUGUAACGAACACAACAUUCUUCACAAACAACACAACGUCAGUCACAACAAUCUUUAGCGCGAAUACAACAGUAACAUAUACCAACAGUACAUCAACAAUAAUGAAUACAACCGCAACAUCGAACAAUAUAACAUCAUCCAUCUCGAAUACCACGGCCUCCACCACAGUUCUCGUAACCAACACAACUCUCUCUCCCGCCAAUACAACAGCUGCGUGGAUCAACGCAACAUCAUCCAUCUCAAAUACUACCGUUGCGACUACAGUUCUCCCAGCCAACACAACGUACGCUACAUUGAAUACUACAACCACAUGGAACAACACAACAUCAUCCCUGUCGAAUACUACAGCUGCAAGUACAGUUCUCCCAGGCAAAAUAUCAUCUGCUAUAUUGAAUGCCACAACGAUAUGGAACAGCGUAACAUCAUCCACAUCGAAUACCACGGUCGCAACCACAAUCCUAGCAACGAUCACCACUGUCUCCACAGUCAAUAUGACAUCGGCAUGGAACAACGUAACAUCAUCCAUGUCAAAUAGUACAGCACCAACUACAAUGCUGCCGGGGAACGCAACGUCUGCUUCAAUGAAUUCCUCAGCCGCAUGGAGCGCAGGAACAUCAUCAAUGUCCAAUACUACAGCACCAACUACAAUGCUGCCGGGAAACACAACGUCUGCUUCAACGAAUCCGGCAGCCGGAUGGAGCGCAGGAACAUCAUCAAUAUCGAAUACUACAGCACCAACUACAAUGCUGCCGGGAAACACAACGUCUGCUUCAACGAAUCCGGCAGCCGGAUGGAGCGCAGGAACAUCAUCAAUGUCGAAUACUACGGCACCAGCUACAAUUCUACCUGGUAGCACAACGUCUGCUCCAACGAAUUCCUCAGCUGCAUGGAGCGCAGGAACAUCAUCAAUGUCGAAUACUACGGCACCAGCUACAAUUCUACCUGGUAGCACAACGUCUGCUCCAACGAAUUCCUCAGCCGCAUGGAGAGCAGGAACAUCAUCCACCUCCAAUACGACAGCACCAACCACAAUUAUACUUAACUGCACAGGGUCCGCUCCAAUGAAUUCCUCAGCCGGAUGGAGCGCGGGAACAUCAUCAGUGUCCAAUACUACAGCAGCAACUACAAUGCUCGCAACGAAUGCAGCGAUUGCUGGGAUGAAUAUAACGGCAGCCGGAACGAUAGUAGCGGUGAACUCAACAUCAUCGGCAACUACAGGUGUGGCAAUUAACACAGCUUUUUCUGCAGUGAAUACGACUGCAGGAACAACGGUCGGUGCAGGAAAUACAUCGGCUUCUGUGAUGAAUGGUAUAGCAACCUCAACAGUAGUAGCCCUCAACUCAACGUCGGCUGCAAUGGGUACAGCACCAGUGGCAACAAUAGUAAGUGCUACAGCAAGUGCAGGAGGAGGUACGGGUAGUACUAUGGGAGCAUUGAGGAGUAAUACAGUGUCACCGACUGUAGUUGAAACGAUGAAUGCAAUGUCAUCAGUGAUAAAUACGGUGGCGGUAACUACUGGCACAAUAAUCAAUAGCAUGGUUGGAGCUACGUUAGCAGGUACUAGUGCAGUAACUUCAUCGAUGGAAGCACUGACAAAUAUGACAGUAGCAAGUACUGUAGGAAUGAUGCAAACAUCUGUUCCCAGCGUAACACCUAGUGGUGCCUCAAUGGGGAGUGCAACAUCAGGACCUACAGUAAUGGCAAUGAAUGUAUCCGCACCCUCAACGGUAUCCCCUGGCGUGGCAAUGGGAGGAUCAACGAAUACAGGUCUAUAUACUAUAGCUGCAAGUACAGUAGGGCAGUCUGUGAGCGUGACUGCUGCGAAUAGUGCAACAGAUACAGCGACUAGUACAAUGCAUACGCAUUCUACUGAUGCAACCUCAAUGAUAAUUAUGUCAAGUACGCCAUAUUCAAUGUUGAGUUCCCCAGAUUACGGUAUAAAAACUACUGUUUUACCAACUCUAACGGGAUCAACAUCGGAAAUGACAUUAAACCCAGUCACCGUGGUUUCUAGUCUUGGUGUACUAACAACAACAGUUCCAAAUUCACAUGUCAAUUCACAAAAUAAUAGUAAAGAAUUUCUCACAUUGUGUACAUCGCCUCUACAUAACAAAGCUGAUUAUAUAAUUCAAUGGAUUGAAUUUCAUCGAUUAGUUGGAUUUCGUAAAUUUAUCAUUUCGGCUUGGCCAAAUGAAGCGUCCAGCUUCGAGCUAACAGCACGAGCUAUUCCAGAAGGUAGUUUGCAGAAUGAUGUCUUAAAUCCGAAUCGAAGUUUAAAAGUUCAAUACUCGACUGGUCUUUUCGACUUAUACAUGUACGGCACGAUGGAAACUGAAAGCUAG